UGUAUAGUCAGGGCUUCUGCUGGGCAGGGCCAGCUGUUAAUCCUCCAGGCGGACACCGGGGCGUGGGGGGGGAGAUGGGGCAUAUAGGUGGCGUCCGCUGGUGAGAAACACCUAGCGCAGGUAAAAGGGUGGCGGCGAGAGGGAGUUCCCACCUGUUGCGUUCUUCCAGAAAUGAAGACUUAAGAAAAUACCUAGGAGGGGCCGAUCGCUGUCUUUCGGACGCGCCUGGAAACCCCACCCUCGGUCAGAGGAAAAGCCCUUGGGCUGAGAGGCAGGAGCUUCAGAAAAACCGAGAAGAAAAGCAGCUCCUCCGCGCGCCGGGUCCUCGGCCUCGCACUCCUGCGCCCCGGCCGCGGCCCUUCGCCCCGCCGCGCCCUCCCUCCCCGGCCUCCGGGUGCCUCGGCCGGCGACCUGCCCCGGAGUCCUCCCAUGGCGCCAGCCCGAGCCCCAGGCUCCCCGAGCGGGGCCCUCUGCCGGCAACUCCUGCUGACCCUCGCGAUCUUAACGUUUGCCUGUGAUGCCUGCAAAACAGUGACACUACAUGUUCCCUCUAAACUAGAUGCUGAAAAAUUAAUUGGUAGAGUUAACCUGAGGGAGUGCUUUAAAUCUGCAACUCUCAUUCACUCAAGUGACCCUGAUUUCCAAAUCUUAGAAGAUGGUUCAGUCUAUACAACACACGCCAUUCUUUCGUCCUCAGAGAAGCGCUCUUUUACCAUAUUGCUUUCCAACACAGAGACCCAAGAAGAGAAGGAGAUACCUGUCCUUUUAGAGCAUCAAACAGAGGUACUAAAGAAACAGCAUUCUCAGGAGAAAGUUUUGAGACGUGCCAAAAGAAGAUGGGCUCCUAUUCCUUGCUCAGUGCCUGAGAAUUCCUUGGGUCCAUUCCCACUUUUUCUUCAACAGAUUCAAUCUGAUACAGCCCAAAACUACACUAUUUACUAUUCCAUAAGUGGGCCUGGAGUUGACAAAGAACCUCGCAAUUUAUUUUAUGUAGAGAGAGAUACUGGAAACCUGUUUUGUACUCGUUCUAUAGAUCGUGAAACAUAUCCAUCAUUUGAGCUAGUUGCCUUUGCAACAACUCCGGAUGGAUAUACUCCAGAAUAUCCAUUGACCCUGGUCAUCAGAAUUGAGGAUGAAAAUGAUAACUACCCAAUUUUUACAGAAACAAGUUACGUUUUUAAAGUUUUUGAAAACUGCAAAAUUGGUACUACCGUGGGACAGGUUUGUGCAACAGACAAAGAUGAGCCUGACACCCUGCACACGCGUCUAAGGUACUCCAUCAUCGAGCAGUUUCCAGCAUCACCUACCCUCUUUUCUAUGCAUCCAACCACAGGCGUGAUCACCACAUCGUCAUCUCAGCUAGACAGAGAGCUAAUUGAUAAAUACCAGCUGAAAAUUAAAGUACAAGACAUGGAUGGUCAGUAUUUUGGUUUGCAGACAACUGCAGCUUGCAUCAUUAAUAUUGAAGAUGUGAAUGACAACUUGCCAACAUUCACCCGUUCUUCUUAUGUGGCAUCCGUGGAGGAGAAUAGAAUUGAUGUGGAAAUCUUACGUGUUGCUGUUCAGGAUAAGGAUUUAAUUAAUACUGCUAAUUGGAGGGCUAAUUAUACCAUUUUAAAGGGUAACGAAGAUGGAAAUUUUAAAAUUGUAACAGAUUCCAAAACCAAUGAAGGAGUUCUAUGUGUGGUUAAGCCACUGAAUUAUGAAGAAAAACAGCAGGUGACCCUGCAAAUUGGUGUAGUUAAUGAAGCUCCAUAUACUGGUAGUAGUUCAAGAUCAACCAUGAACACAGCAACAAUCACUGUUAAUGUGCUAAAUCAGGAUGAGGGCCCUGAGUGUGACCCUCGGGUACAAACUGUUCUAAUGAAAGAAAAUGUACCAGUGGGAACAAAGAACAUUGGCUAUAAAGCAUAUGACCCGGAAACAAGAAGUAGCAGUGGCAUAAGAUAUAUGAAGUCAAGUGAUCCAGAAGGGUGGGUCGAUGUGGAUGAAAACUCAGGAGUAAUCACCAUUUUGAAAAGACUCGAUAGAGAAGCCAGAAGUGGUGUAUAUAAUAUUUCAAUCAUUGCCUCAGACAAAGAUGGGAGAACAUGUAAUGGAGUACUGGGGAUUAUUCUUGAGGACAGGAAUGAUAACGGCCCAGUCAUACCUCAGCGGACGGUGAUAAUCUGUAAACCUGUCAUGUCGUCGGCCGAGAUUGUUGCUACAGAUCCAGAUGAACCCAUACACGGCCCACCCUUUGACUUCAGUCUGGAAGGUGCUUCUGAUUCAGAGGUACUUAGAAUGUGGAGACUGAUGAAGGUUAACGAUAUAUCAGCACGUCUCUCCUAUGUGAAUGACCUCCAGUUUGGAAAAUAUACAGUCCCUGUCAGAGUUACAGAUAGACUCGGCCUGUCACUUGUCACUCCCUUAAACGUGAUAUUAUGUGACUGUGUUACCCCAAAUGACUGCAUCACUUACUCAGGUCUGAGUGGUGACACCGGAGAAGUGAUACUUGGAAAGUGGGCCAUCCUUGCAAUAUUGUUGGGCAUAGCACUGCUAUUUUGUGUCCUAUUCACCUUGGUCUGUGGGGCUACUACUGGGGCAGCCAAAAAGCCAAAAGUAUUUCCUGAUGAUUUAGCUCAGCAGAACCUCAUCGUGUCAAACACUGAAGCUCCCGGCGAUGACAAAGUGUAUUCCACAAAUGGUUUCACAACCCAUGCUGUGGGUGGCUCUGCUCAGGGAAUUUGUGGCACCCUGGGAUCAAGAGUGAAAAAUGGAGGGCAAGAGACCAUCGAGAUGGUAAAAGGAGGGCACCAGACCAUGGAGUCCUGCCAGGAAACUGGGCAUCAUCACACCCUGGAACGGUGUAAGGAAGGUGGACAGCACACUCUGGAUUCCUGUAGAGGAGGACCAGUAGCAACCGACAACUGCAAAUACACGUACUCCGAGUGGUACUCUUACACCCAGCCCCGUCUCGGUGAAAAGGUCCUGCAGUGUGAUCAGGAUAACACCCAUAUGCAAGCUCAAGACUAUGUCCUGACCUAUAACUACGAAGGAAGAGGAUCAGCAGCUGGAUCUGUGGGCUGUUGCAGCGAACGACAAGAAGAAGAUGGACUUGAGUUUUUGGAUCAUCUGGGACCCAAAUUUAGGACACUUGCGGAAACAUGCAUGAAGAGAUGAAUGCCUUCUAAAUGGUCUACAAAAGUCAAUGGUUUAUCGUUGUUGUUGUUUUUUUUUUAUAAGCUAAGAUUUUUUUAAAACAUAGAAGAUGCUAUAUUUGGGGCUUUUCCCCUUAAUUUUGUUGGGAUCUCUUUAGCCAAAUGCACAUUCACUGAGGGAUGCUGUAAAUAACUACACAGAUUUCCUGGCUUUUUCAUAGUGUUUAGUUACUUAUCUUCCACCUAAGGACACCUGCAGAUAGACAAGAAAGUCUGCGUUAUUGUUUACAUUUGGGUAUAAUGACAGCAGCCAAUGUAUAGUGCAAUACAAUGUAAUGAAUUCACGUGUAUAUCAUAGAUUACUUGAAGUAGAACCAAAUGGAAAAUUAUAGAGACCUUGCUCUAAUUUAAUCUUCAGUUACCUAAUUCAUUGAUCAUUUGUAUGGUACUUAAAGACUGCUGUUCUCCUAAACAUUCUGAAGUGUUUAUACUGCAUUCUUGAUGUUGUUUUAGUCUUGUAACAUGACCUGUCUUCAUAAAGCAAGUGUUGACUGUUAUUAUAAUUCCAUUUUGGUGGAGUUUAGUUUCUGCCUUGUAUUCUUUGUGAAAUCUGGCACUGAAUUACACUUGCUCUGUUACUCACCUUCUCCGAACAUUUACAUUUUAAAAAAUGUUGUAAGAGUGUAUUUUUAUUUCUGUGAGGUUUUGGUCUUUGGUCUCCUAGUCCCCGCUCUCCACCGCCCCCUCCGUCUCUGUCUCUCACCUUCUCUCUCCUCCCUUCGUCCCCUUCACUUCCUUCUCCCUCUCUCUCUCUCUGUCUCUAUCUUGUUUGUGUUCUUAAAGUUUGUAUUUGGGUUGGAGAACCUAAAUAUAGUUAAAAGCCAUCUCUCUUUCCUCUCUUAUAAAGUUCUGUGUUUCUGUUUUAUAUAAGCACCUGUAUUCUUGGCUUUUCUUAAAAGUCAAUGUAAUGUUGAUUUUAUGGUUUGAACUAUUUUGGUGCUUGCUUCAUUAUCUUCCCUACAGAGACCCUUUAAUUUUGCCACUGAAUUGUAGAAAUAUAUCAUGCUUUUAUUAGAUGCAGUGUUUUAUGUUAACAAAAGGAAUACUGUAAUUAAAAUUGGGAUGUGGACAUUUA
Messenger RNA from Dama dama (fallow deer), 4275 nucleotides. Its product is annotated as desmocollin-2. Gene Ontology annotation, biological process: homophilic cell-cell adhesion. Gene Ontology annotation, cellular component: plasma membrane; desmosome. Lineage: Eukaryota; Metazoa; Chordata; Mammalia; Artiodactyla; Cervidae. The record is from RefSeq and is a predicted model, not a curated record. Bases 430 to 3162 code for a protein of 910 amino acids. Gene Ontology annotation, molecular function: calcium ion binding. The transcript has 16 exons.